UUAUUUUUGUUCAUCUUAUAUAAAUAACGAAAUUAAGAAUUUAAUUGGAAUCAACUUGAAGAAAGUACUGGGUCCGACUCUACACAAAUAGCAUCCAGACAUAUAUAUUAUAUAUAUGUGUAUAUGCAAAGACAUAUUCCUUCUCAAGAAGGAAAAAUGCGGAUAUAGUCGAAUGGUAAAAUUUCUCUUUGCCAAGGAGAAGACGCGGGUUCGAUUCCCGCUAUCCGCUCAAGGGAAAGUCCAUUUAUAUAAAUAGCGACAAUAUGCUCUUAUUCUUAAAUUUCUCCUAAAUAAUUGUUAGACCUAAUAGUAGAUAGCAAUCUUUCUUAUUAUUGGAUCCACAUCCCACUAAUACGUUUAGAAAAAAUAUGCUACUAAUUACCAAUAAUAAAAAUUAAAUUUUCUAAAACUUUAUGCCGAUUAAACUAUUACGAUUAAUUAAUUGAAAAGAAAAGAGUAAUACACUAAUUUUCAAAAACUACUACCAACUUCCAUUUUUCAGUACUGUAUAUGAUUUAGGCUAAUGUUUUGUAACUAUCUAAAUUUAUAUUGUAUAUUCAUUUUUAUCCACCAACUUUUAAAACUAGACUAAGACACUUAGACAGUGGUGUCACUCAAAGGAGUGCUUUUAUUAUCAAUUUGGAUUAAAUAGCCUUAAAUUUAUAUUUUGGUGGGCCAAAACUACUUUCAUUUUAUGAAUUUUAGCUAAAAAAUUGGACCACGGACAGGUUGUCAAAUUCAUCAAGAAAUAUGAUCCAUCCAACUUUUAAUUAAUUCUUUCAACAACUAAAUUUAGUAAGCAUAUAAAACAAGAAGCAUGAAGCCAAGAAUUUGCGCUUGCUAUAUUACAUAACAUACGUAUGUCAAGUUGCAAUACAUACAUAAGUUAAUUGUCAUUUUGUUUGUUACCCUAAUUAAAAUACUCCGGUUUCCUUAAAAAAAAAAAUUAAAAUACUCCGGUCAAAAAUCUUUGGAUCUAAUGGUAUGACUUCCUAUUUCCCACAUGAGAGAUCAAGGUUUGAAUCUUUGCGGAAGCAAAUUGUUGGGGGAGGGGAAAGUGGGGGUUAGGCCUCUAUGUGAGUGGCCCUGUGCGAGGGUAGCUCAGAGGAAUUUCAUCAUACCACGGGUUCUCGAUAGGGGGCCCCAGAAAAAAAAAAUACUCCUAAAUUACUAUAGGAACAGUCUUUUUUUCUAAAAAAAAACAACUCCUACUAGUAGAUUUCGAGUAGUUUUAUUUUGUGUUAUAUCAUCAAAUCAAUUUGAAAUCUUCAAAAUUGUACUACAUUCAUUAUUUUUUAAUGUUGUUAUUGAGUAUUAUAAUUUAAAUCUUGAACUUUAGGAUGAAAAGGAUGAUAAAAGAAAUUCUUUUGGAUAUGCAAUAGUGGUCAUUGGUCAAGCCAAUAUGUAGCAAUUAGUAGAUUAUACACCGAGGUGUAGGUAGAGGAACCUACACCUCGCCCAAAACGCAGGAAAAAAAUAACAAAACGCAGGCUUCUUGUAAAGGAAUGAACAAUAAUGUACAUGGUCUCAGUUGAGUAAUGUACAUGAAAAACUUUGCAAAAGAAACUGAUUUGACCGUUACUAUUCACCAAUUAAUAACUGAAUAGAUGUCAACUGCAAAUCCCGUCGCCCCAUGUACCAGUGAUCAUCAUAUUUCAACUUCUCACACUCAACCUCCAUAUUUCAUUCACAACUUUCUCUCUCUACCAUUUUUCUCACUCUAUCAAAUUCUCUCUCUACAUUCUCUCUCACCACCACCGCAAUUCUCACCACAAAAACCCCAAUUCACACCAGAAAACUCCAAUUACCACCACAAAAAUUCCAUUGCACCAUCCCACAACAUUGUCCUCUAGCGUUUAUGGACAAUAGCGACAAAAAAAAACCAAAACAAAGACGACAACCACCGCAGUCAAGAAACCCACGGCAACCAAGGCAAGCGAAAAAACUACCUUGCCCAAAACCACUCAGAAUAAUUCCUCCAUCUCCACAACUAACUAUGGGUGAAGAUACUAUUCCUCCAAACGAUUCUACCACAAAAACUGAACAGCAAACAGUACCCAUACCUGCAACAAUUAGCUCUCCAAUAGAUCCCACCCUCAGAGAAUCUAGGGAACAGCAAACAGGGCCCACCCCUGAAACAGAGAACUCUCCAAUAGAUCCCACCCUCAGAGAAUCUAGGGAACAGCAAACAGGGCCCACCCCUGAAACAGAGAAUCAUCCACAAGGUCCCACCACAACAGAAUCUACUGAACAGCAACCAGGAUCUAUACCUGUAGUUGUUGAAGACCCUUGCAUAGAUCCCACCCUCAGAGUAUCUAAUGAACAGCAAACAGGGUCCACCCCUGAAACAGACAACCCUCCAAAAGGUCCCACCACAACACACUCUAGUGAACAGCAACCAGAAUCUAUACCUGUAGUUGUUGAAGAGUCCACCACAGCAGCUUCUACUGAAAAUGCUUCUGAUUCCACAACAUCUGAGAACAGGCAACCUACUACUGAACCAGAAACAACUCCACCUAGUACUGACAUUCCUCCUUCGACUGAGAAAGAACAUACUCCUAAUGAUUCAAGCACCACCAGAACAACUGAUAGAACGCCUGUUCUUGAGAGUGAGGCCAUUCCACUCAAUACUGAGAUGUAAGUGCAUGUACAUUAUUUGUUUGUUCUUAAUUACAUACAUUAUUAAGGCCAUUCCAACCAUUGUACAUUUUUACUGGCUUAAAGUGUUUAUAGUGUAACAAUUGUUGUACAA
Messenger RNA from Beta vulgaris subsp. vulgaris (sugar beet), 2752 nucleotides. RefSeq names its product cell wall protein RBT1-like. Bases 1859 to 2641 code for a protein of 260 amino acids. The transcript is spliced from 11 exons. The record is from RefSeq and is a predicted model, not a curated record. NCBI's taxonomy places the organism in Eukaryota, Viridiplantae, Streptophyta, Magnoliopsida, Caryophyllales, Amaranthaceae.